Molecule: messenger RNA, 1076 nt
Organism: Cornus florida
Lineage: Eukaryota; Viridiplantae; Streptophyta; Magnoliopsida; Cornales; Cornaceae
Exons: 4
Coding region: 54-782 (242 amino acids)
Source: RefSeq, a predicted model, not a curated record
AUCACUUCAGUACUAAAAACUCGUCCCCCCACUUCCUCUCCAAGCAACGGAGAAUGAAGGUUGCUCCCAAGGUAAUAUUCCUAAUCAGAGACGCUGAUGGCUUCGGCACGGUAAUCUCAGACGCUCUCCAACCAAACCCUAACUCCUCCCUUCGAAGAUUAGAAGAAUCGUUCGAGCUGUCUCUUCAGGAACGCUACGGGAUCAAAGAUCACAAGGCUUCCGGCAACAUCGUUCAUUUUGUCGAUGAGAAAGGCCUUUAUGAGGUGUCUCUGUUGCUUCUUCAAAAUUAUGAACCUCCAAUUUUGGCUUGUGUUGUUAAUGAGGUUCUGGCGUCAAUAACAGGGGAAGAUUCAUCAACCAUGCCCACAGUAGUGUUCCCAUUCAUUGUGGCAGCAUCAAAGCUAAAGUGGGAAGGUAAAAGUUCAUUGACGAACAACAAAGUUUCACUAUAUGGCAUACAAAUAGGUCCAGAAACGGAUGUAACACGGGUCAUGUUAGCCAAAACACAAAAGCCACCAUCGACGCUGCAGAUUCAUCACGAAUCAGUGGCCUGCUGUCUUCAGUUGAUCCGUGUCUUGAAGCUGCCAACUUUUUUCCUCAUCGGGCAAUGUGGUCGACACACAUCUAGUAAAGCUUUAGCAGAAGAGCUUGAGGUGAUCUAUGAGAUGGGAGACCUUCUGUCAAGCAUCUCUUGCUUAAGCUUUUUGAGAGAGAGGAUAACGUGGAACCCAGUAAAAACAUCGAGGGACAGUGAGGAGCCAUGGCGUGCAUUAUAUGGUUGAAUCUAAGAUGUUCGUGUGGUUUAGAUGCUGAAAUUGGGCUUAUCAUUUAUUGCAUCUGCUAAAGAACUUUAUAUGUUGCUACCCAGAUCUACAGACCAUGGCAAGGGAGGGAAAAUGACGCUUAGGUAGGACUGAAAAGUCCAACUGAAAAGUCCAACUCCUUGCUUAUUGAAUUUUAUUUUCCUUAGAAGCAGCAAACUACAUUGUAUUGUGUUUUUGGAAACUUUGCAUAAACUUAUUUUUGCAAUGUACUGGUUCUUACUUAUGUGACACACCUUGCCAUUAAUUCCUUUA